UAAAAAGACUUUGACGCUCGUAUAUAUAAAUACCCCUUCACUGAUUAACCAAAACAUCAUUAACUAAUCACUCCCCAAUUAGUAAAUUAAUCACUGAAACAGAGAUGGCUACCGUAACAGAUUUAAUCUCCACCGUCCAUCAGGACAUCAUAGAGUCUCACAUCUUGACACGUCUCGACGGCGCAACCUUAGCCUCCGUCUCGUGCGUCUCCUCGCAUCUUCACCAUCUCGCUUCCAACGAGAUCCUAUGGUCCAAAAUCUGCCGAUCCACGUGGCCUUCUUGCUCCGACGGCGGUUCUCGUUCUUUUUUCUCCGACGCGUAUUCUAUGGUGGAAAUGGAAACAACCACCGCCGCCGGUUCAGUCUCUGAUCUCGACCGUCCGUUUCCGGAACUGAUCUCCGCCGUUGAUCUUCGCUACAGAGGGGAAUUGAUUCUCAGCAGAGUCGUGAAGACGGAGACCACGACGGCGUGGUUUCAGAGCUCGCCGCUGAGAAUCGAUCUGGUGGACGCGAAGGAUACGGUUGCGACGCCGAUUAAACGAAGGACGAGGACGGAAGACACGUGUCGUGAUCUGGAGAAGGAUCUGACUUUAAGCUGGAUCGUGAUUGAUCCAAUCGGGAAACGAGCGGCGAAUUUGUCGAGUCACCGGCCGGUGUCGGUGCAGAGGAACUGGAUAAGCGGAGAAGUGGAGGCGCAGUUCGCGACGGUGGUGGAUACGGUAGAGUGUGUGAUCACGGUGGUCACGUGCGGCGAGGAGGAGCUGCACGUGAGGGAGGUGAGUCUCAAGGCGGAGAAGAUGGAGGGAACGCAUUUGAACGGUAGGGAUAGUUUGGUAAUUCUGAAGAGGGUAAUGGAGGGCAAAAGGGUAAAUGGAAGACAUAGAGAAGUAGAAUCGAAGAGGAGACACGAAGAGUUUAUGGAGAAGAAGAGAGAGAUGAAGGAGAAGAAGAUGAGGGUAGAAUCGGUAUUUGACAUUUUGACUGUAUCUUUUGGGAUUUUAGGCUUUGUGUCUCUUGUUGUGUUUUGUCUUCGGAGAACCUCUACAUGAAUCGGAAGCUUCUAAUAAAUUGACCCAAGAGACAAUUUUUUUAAAAAAAACAUAAAAAACAACUUCUUCAAUUACAUUUUCACACAAUAAUACCAAUUCUCAUGUUACACAAAGCACAAAGCCACAACACAUAUACAAGAAGAACCACUAGUUCCGUACAUUACGGUCUU
Camelina sativa (false flax) is the source of this 1219-nucleotide messenger RNA. NCBI's taxonomy places the organism in Eukaryota, Viridiplantae, Streptophyta, Magnoliopsida, Brassicales, Brassicaceae. The record is from RefSeq and is a predicted model, not a curated record.